Exophiala mesophila is the source of this 1505-nucleotide messenger RNA. RefSeq lists its product as uncharacterized. NCBI's taxonomy places the organism in Eukaryota, Fungi, Ascomycota, Eurotiomycetes, Chaetothyriales, Herpotrichiellaceae. The coding region runs from base 380 to 1018 and encodes 212 amino acids. The transcript has a single exon. The record is from RefSeq and is a predicted model, not a curated record.
CUCAUCUUCUCACCACUCAUUCACCACCCAUUCACAUCCCACACAGACGCACAGCAGACGCACAGCAGACAGCUGCACAGUAGACCGACGCCCGCCCUUGUUCCAAACCACUGGCACCCAUAGAGUGAAGCAAGCAGAGGAGAGGAACCACAACAACCACCAUCCCACGCCCAACAGACCCUUGUCCAUCGGAUGAUCGGUUCCUGCAUCAUUGUGUCGCUUCACUAAACUGCUGUCCUCGAUCUCAUCUUCCUUCCUCUCUCAUUCUCUCACUUAUCCUACCUAUAUACUCACCUGGCCUCACGUCGACUUUUCUUUUUCCUCUCCGUUCUCCUUCGGCGUUCAUCUCUCGCAGCAGGCUUCUCUGAUACAUGUCAUAAUGCCUGAUUCAUCGAAUCCUCCCCCGGGCUCACGGGCCAUCAAGAUUCCUUUGUCUGCAAAUGCCAUGUCUGAUUUCACCUCGUCUGGCCGUCCUCGACGAAGCGAACGUUACAACAAGACUUCUUCUCGUAUCGACUCCGACGACGAUCCAUCUUCCUUGGGCUCCGAUCAAAGCUCUUGGUCCAACAGUCCUAUCCCUGACCGCCGUCAUGACAUGCUACAUACCGUCAAGCCCAUGGCCUCACCUGCCACCGAGGCUCUGAGUUCCACUCCUGCUCAAGAUUCAAAAAGAAAGGAUAAGCAAAAGGCCGGCUCCCCUCCAUCUACCAUGCCUGUCCUCUUCAACUCCUCCGCCUCCCCUCUCGGCCCGUCCAUGCUGUCCUCGAGCUCCUACAAGUCUAUCAACCUCAACUCCCACCACGACGACCCCGACGAACCACCUCGACUAAUCACCUAUACAAAACACAGUCAGGGCUUCACCUGGAACGACGAACUCUUCCUGCCCAGUUACUUGUUGGGACGUUAUGGCGAGCGUGGACGCAAGAAGCUAUAUGACGGAGAUUUUGGUGACGAGGAGCAUUGCCCUGUGGCUGAGAUCUUUGUCACAGAUGAGGAGGCUGAGGCCAUGCUACCGUAAAGUACACUUUCGGUCUUACAAUGAUACAACAGGGAGAUGCAUCACCACAGCAAGGCGUAAUGGGAAUGGCUGUCAGGUCAGGCAUCAAUACUGUGGGACAGACAGACCAGUCGUACUCGGACCUGGCUUGGGUAAUCGAUUUGGACAGGAAAGACAGAUGGCAAGACGGAGUUCAUUCCACAACGGAUGGAGGCAGGCGAUCGGAUUCGGAUUGGAUCAACUAGGGUAGGGGUAGGAGUAGGGGUAGGGCUAUUCUCGACUCACGUAACAUAAUGAAUUUAUCAAUGGUACCAGAGCUGAGUCUCGCUUUGUAUUUUCAGUGCUAGGCAUGUCUCUACUCUAUGAUUUAGUCAUUCAAUAGAGAUGACCUAAGUCGACCUUUGAGGCGUACCCCUCAGCAGCUGUCAGUAUAAGCUAUAGUAGCGACACUUUGUUGCCUAUAAUGCUACAGCAUCGAUAACAGCUUUCAUGAGUCGUGGAAUUAAAU